This is a messenger RNA of Tetrahymena thermophila SB210, 789 nucleotides long. RefSeq names its product SNARE domain protein. Gene Ontology annotation, cellular component: SNARE complex; membrane; endomembrane system. Gene Ontology annotation, biological process: vesicle fusion; vesicle-mediated transport; intracellular protein transport. The record is from RefSeq and is a predicted model, not a curated record. The transcript has 7 exons. Gene Ontology annotation, molecular function: SNARE binding; SNAP receptor activity. NCBI's taxonomy places the organism in Eukaryota, Ciliophora, Oligohymenophorea, Hymenostomatida, Tetrahymenidae.
AUGAGCGAAAUUAACUAGUAAUAGAAGCUUAUUUCUGAAUUCAAUAAUUGUAUAGCUAUCAUGAAAUAGAAUCUUAAUUAGACAAAUUAUAAGCUUCAGUCUGCAUAAAUCACUAAAUCAUAGCAAAGGGGAGUAGAAUUGUUAGAAUAAAUUCAAAAUAGAUUCAGGACUAUAAAAUUUCCUAUUCAGGAUAGAUCAAAAGCAGAAAAGCUCAAAAAGGAUUUUGAAGGAUCUGCGAUAGACUUUUAGAAACAGUGUCAAGUCUUUUUAGAUUUCAAAAAGUUAGAAUAUGAUUAACGAAGAGAAACAAUUUAAAAUUCAUUAAAUCAAUCAAGCAUAAAUCCUUCUGUUAAUGGCAAUUUAGAGAGUUACUAUGAAGAAAAUACUAUUGAUGAUAUUGAAAAAAAUAAUAAAUAAACCUCUAACUAAAACUUAGAAAUGCAAUAAAGACAAAAGUAACCAACUUAAGAAGAAGUACACCCUGAUUUAGAAUUUCAAUAUAAAAUGAUGAAAGAAAAAAAUGAAGGAAUAAAGUAGGUAUAAAAAGAUAUUAUACAAGUAGAUUAAAUCAUGAAAGACAUAAAAUAAUUGGUUGUCGAACAAGGUGAUUAGAUAUGCGAAAUAGGUGAGAAUGUGUAAGCAACGAAGUAAAAUGUGAUUAAAGCUAAUAAAGAACUCACUGAGGCUAAAGCUUUAAAUGAAGUAAACAAAAAAAGAAAAUGCUUACUAUUAUUAUUAUUAGUAGUUAUAAUAGCAAUAAUAGUUAUUCCUAUUGCUGUCCUUAGUUGA